Molecule: messenger RNA, 849 nt
Organism: Heterobasidion irregulare TC 32-1
Lineage: Eukaryota; Fungi; Basidiomycota; Agaricomycetes; Russulales; Bondarzewiaceae
Gene: hpox4
Product: heme peroxidase 4
Exons: 3
Coding region: 1-849 (282 amino acids)
Biological process (GO): silent mating-type cassette heterochromatin formation
Cellular component (GO): rDNA heterochromatin; SHREC complex
Source: RefSeq, a predicted model, not a curated record
AUGGAUAAUCGUGGUGUUCCUCAUGCUCCCACAGGAGUUGUCUCGAGCAAUUCCCCUCUAAAGAUCAGGGUCUCGCAAGCAAACCAUCGUGCAUGGCUUGAGAGCAUUCGUCGGGUAAAUAAACUCAGUGUUUAUCCUUCGAUAAAGGCUUCUGCCAUCGAAGGCACUUCACAGCGAAACCCUCUAUCGAUGUCUGUGAUGAAGCGCGCAUCCGCCGUUGUUGUCUCACAGGGAUACAGUGUCGUUAGGGAUGCCUUCAGAGUCGAGAAUAAUAUCAUUACGAUCAAAUUGUCGGAUGGUGAAGGGAGAGAACCACCACCUGACGAAUAUGAUCUCGAAGACAAAACAUUCUCAGUUUAUAAAGUUGUUGGACUUGAUGAUGCUGCAUCGGUGCACUGGCGAACAACCAUCGGAAAGCUAUUAGCAGUUCAUACCUUAGGGAGACCAUUGCGUCCAAGUGAGCCGAAGUGGAAGCUGGGAAGGUUUCCCAAGGGCUACACUUUGUAUGUCCACUUGAAUGGAGAGAUGUCAAACAAGCUCAAUGCCAGACGUGAUUAUUACCUCUAUGGAUCUACAACCUCGAAGGUGCCCUGCUUUCGAUCCCCAUAUGAAUUUGCCUUUCAUGUGGAGUGGUUGAUGAAAAGCAUGCCUACAAAGCCAAACCAUCUUCCAGACUGUCGAUGCACAUAUUGUAGUGGAGUCAAACAAUGGGAGGUAACCCAAAUGCUGAGAGGAAAAGAUAUUCGAAACCAGAAGAAUAAUCCUCAUCAGGUUAGAAAUACGAGGAAGCUCAAAGCUUUGUAUAAGCCUAUCAGAACAAAGGAUAAUACUCACAUGGAAUCUAUAUGA